AGGUAUCCCAACUUACUUUAUAGUUCUGGAAGUUAAGUCUUGAUUAAUUUCAGUUUUAGUUGUUGUUUGUUGUUUUGAGUUGAGAGUUACAGGUCAAGUCGUUUUAACCGAACAAGACAGAUUGUUUUCAUUCCAUUGUUUCGUCAUAAGUGUGAUUAUCGUGUUGUGAAUUAAUGUUGCAUACGUAAUAAGACGAUUUGUGGACGUCAUAAUUACACCAUUGUCGCAUGAAUUGUUGCGACAUUGUUAAAGCUAAGCAAGAGUCUGAACAAUCUAGAUUUCGUGGCUUUGCUGAAACUGAAUUUUAACCAUUUCGCAAUAAACAAUGCUUUGGUGGUGACGAUAAAGAAAACAACGGGUUUUCGAGCGCGUCAAAUUUCACUUGUGGCGCAUAAGUGGUUUUAUGUAAAACCAAAAGUCUGUAUUUCCCACAUUCAAAGUUUUGAAUCCUAAUUGUUUUAAAAACUUUGUUAAUUUAUUUUAGUUAAAACCUAAUAGUUACGUAAUAAUUCAAAAUCACCGGAGGCUAUUAUUAGAUCACAAACGUCCUUGUUGAGUCAAAAUCAUCACGAGUAAGGUUAUUGUGACGUCAUAAUGCCCACCGAUUCCGAGUAUGGUGACGACAUAAGACUAUUAGAUGACCUCACGAGGUUAAAGUUGAGACUUAUUGACAAAAAACUACAUCAUAACCAUCAUCAUUCGGCACGUCACUACCGCAGGAGGGCGCACUCACCCGAUUAUUCUCCGACACCACCUCUGCUACCUGAACGUCGACGGGAUAUUUUCAACAGAAAAAUCGACAAAAGAAACGAACUGCUACAGAAACUAUGGGAAGAGCUUGGACCACAUCAACGGAACUAUCGCCACGCGAGGUCGCUACCACCACUUUCUCCUCGACCAAUGACAAGGCUUGAAGUUGUUGCUCCCUGGAUGGAAGAUCAGGCUUGGAAUAAAACAGGGAAUACUAAAAAGGACCUCAUGGAAUUGAUGCUGAUACAGAAUGCACAAAUGCAACAAUGGUUGAUGACGCAAACGCUGCAGAAAAGUCAAGCAGCCGUCGAUGGUGAAACAGGGACACACCAUCAUUAUUAUAACGGGGCGGGUGGAAGACAAUUACCGCCAAUUAAACGAUCGGACGCGGGAAACCAGUAUCCUCAGGAUUUCUUCAGCGAAGAAACUAACGCUUCAAAUGUUCGUGACGUGGGCACAGGGGGGCGCUCAAGAGAGAAUUCGCCACAGAAGGGAAAAAACAGAAGAAAGAAUAAAAGAAGUAGAUAAAAGAAACAAGAUAACAAUUCUAUUAUUGCGUCACAAACGCAAUAACACACACGUGAUAUAUUUAUAGGGUGACGUAAUAACUAUUCCUUCGUUUACCAGUUUAACCUCAUAGUCACUAUUGUGAUGUCAUUAACGCUUAUGUUUCCAUCACAAUUGAGUGAUAUUAUGAGCUAAGCAACUUUGUAAUUCCCGCAUUUUCAAUUCUUUUCAAUUUAACGAAAAUGUCUUCAAUUUGUUGACGGUUAAUAUUAGUUUUGUUUAGUUUUAUAUCUCGCUUUGUAAGAUAAACAUAGAUAUCGUAG
Molecule: messenger RNA, 1580 nt
Organism: Ciona intestinalis (vase tunicate)
Lineage: Eukaryota; Metazoa; Chordata; Ascidiacea; Phlebobranchia; Cionidae
Source: RefSeq, a predicted model, not a curated record